AUGGCGUCAUCAACUGUAGUUCAUAAUGCCUUUGUCCACCACAGAGAACCAAGCCUGAAAGUCGACCUCCGGCAGCCUUCUUCAGCUUGUGACGAGCCCGCCGCCGGAGAAGAACCAAGCCUGAAAGUCGCCGACGACCUUCCUUCUUCAAGCCUGAAAGUCGCACGGACUUUGUCGACGGCUUCACCCUCGACCGCGGCUUCCAGAUAUUCAUCACGACCUAUCCCGAGGCCCAGAAGCUUCUCGACCACACCGCGCUCGACCUCCAUGGGUUUUACUCCGGCGCCCGGGUUUGCUACUGCAGCGGUUCUGCAUCUUCAGAGUCGCUAUUUGUCCGCCGUGGGCUCGGUUGGCUUAAGACGGCGGCGACAGGAGCUGAGAUGGGCAACCCAUGUAGAUCUGCUUGAAGAGUUUGGGGGUGGGGUUGGGUGCUGGGGGUGGACUUGA
Messenger RNA from Striga asiatica, 447 nucleotides. The record is from the annotation of a GenBank genome assembly. NCBI's taxonomy places the organism in Eukaryota, Viridiplantae, Streptophyta, Magnoliopsida, Lamiales, Orobanchaceae.